UUUCAGUUGCUCGAGCGCAGUCAGCCGCGCGGACGUUUUUUGCUAUUCGCGGCGCGAGUCUCCUCGGCCCGCCAACUGCUGCCGCGCGCCCCUUGGCAGGGAUGGCACUUAAGGACUACGCGCUCGAGAAAGAAAAGGCUAAGAAGUUCCUACAAGAGUUUUACCACGACGAGGAAUCUGGCAAGAAGCUGUUUAAGUAUGGGAACCAGUUGGUUCAGCUGGCUCAUCGGGAACAAGUGGCACUGUAUGUGGACCUGGAUGAUAUAGCGGAGGAUGACCCUGAGUUGGUGGACUCGAUUUGUGAGAACGCUAAGCGUUAUGCGAGGCUUUUUGCUGAUGCCGUACAAGAGCUGCUGCCUCAGUACAAGGAGAGGGAGGUGGUAAAUAAAGAUGUCUUGGAUGUUUACAUUGAGCAUCGGCUGAUGAUGGAACAGCGGGGCCGGGACCCUGCAGCUGCCCGCAGCCCCCAGAACCAGUAUCCUCCUGAACUCAUGCGCAGAUUUGAGUUGUACUUCCAGGGCCCAAGCAGCAGCAAGCCUCGUGUGAUCCGGGAAGUACGGGCUGACUCGGUGGGGAAGUUGGUAACUGUGCGUGGGAUCGUUACUCGUGUCUCUGAAGUCAAACCCAGGAUGGUGGUGGCCACCUACACUUGUGAUCAGUGCGGGGCAGAGACCUACCAGCCGAUUCAGUCUCCAACUUUCAUGCCUCUGAUCAUGUGCCCAAGCCAAGAGUGCCAAACCAACCGCUCCGGAGGGCGGCUGUAUCUGCAGACACGUGGCUCCAAAUUCAUCAAAUUCCAAGAGAUGAAGAUGCAGGAGCAUAGUGACCAAGUUCCUGUGGGAAAUAUCCCCCGAAGCAUCACAGUGUUGGUUGAAGGAGAGAACACAAGGAUUGCCCAGCCUGGAGACCACAUCAGUGUCACUGGUAUAUUUCUGCCAAUCCUGCGUACUGGGUUCCGACAGGUGGUACAGGGCUUACUCUCAGAGACUUACCUGGAAGCCCAUCGGGUUGUGAAGAUGAAUAAGAGUGAGGAUGGUGAGGCCGGGGCUGGAGAGCUAAGCAGGGAGGAGCUGAGGCAGAUUGCAGAAGAGGACUUCUAUGAAAAGUUGGCAGCCUCCAUCGCCCCAGAGAUAUAUGGACAUGAAGAUGUGAAGAAGGCACUUUUGCUCCUGCUGGUGGGAGGUGUAGACCAGUCCCCUCGAGGCAUGAAGAUCAGAGGCAACAUCAACAUCUGCCUGAUGGGGGAUCCUGGUGUGGCCAAGUCUCAGCUCCUGUCUUAUAUUGAUCGCCUGGCACCCCGCAGCCAGUACACAACAGGUCGGGGCUCCUCUGGAGUAGGGCUUACAGCAGCUGUGCUGAGAGACUCUGUCACUGGAGAGCUGACCUUGGAAGGCGGGGCCCUCGUGCUGGCUGACCAGGGUGUGUGCUGCAUCGAUGAGUUUGACAAGAUGGCCGAGGCUGACCGCACAGCCAUCCAUGAGGUUAUGGAGCAGCAAACGAUAUCCAUUGCCAAGGCGGGCAUUCUCACCACUCUCAACGCACGCUGUUCCAUCUUAGCUGCCGCCAAUCCUGCUUAUGGGCGCUAUAACCCUCGCCGUAGCUUGGAGCAAAACAUACAGCUUCCUGCUGCACUCCUCUCCCGAUUUGACCUCCUCUGGCUAAUCCAGGACCGGCCUGACCGAGACAAUGAUCUACGGUUGGCCCAGCACAUCACCUAUGUGCACCAGCACAGCCGGCAGCCCCCAGCACAGUUUGAACCUUUGGAUAUGAAGCUUAUGAGACGUUACGUAGCUAUGUGUCGGGAGAAGCAGCCCACAGUGCCGGAGUCUCUGGCUGACUAUAUCACAGCCGCAUAUGUGGAGAUGAGGCGAGAGGCUUGGGCUAGUAAGGAUGCCACCUAUACUUCGGCCCGGACCCUGCUGGCUAUUCUGCGGCUUUCUACAGCUCUGGCACGACUGCGAAUGGUAGACACUGUGGAGAAGGAAGAUGUGAAUGAAGCCAUAAGGCUAAUGGAGAUGUCAAAGGACUCGCUUCUAGGCGACAAGGGGCAAACAACUAGGACCCAGAGACCAACAGAUGUGAUCUUUGCCACUAUCCGUGAGUUGGCCUCAGAUGGCAGAAGCAUCCGGUUUUCUGAGGCAGAGCAGCGCUGCAUAUCCCGAGGCUUCACACCUGCACAAUUCCAGGCGGCGCUAGAUGAGUAUGAGGAGUUAAACGUCUGGCAGGUCAACACUGCCCGGACACGGAUCACUUUCGUGUGAUUCCAACCUUCUUGAGACAUUGGGGUCUACUCUGCAUACCAUGCUAGCCUCCUCCUCUAAAAGGCUGAAUGAUGCCCUUGAGGGGAAAGGAGAAGUAGCCCCUUUCUCCAGUGCUGUACUUGGUUGGUUUUACUCCUUUUGCUAAUAAAAAUUGUUUACAGAUCACCACCUCCUAA
Loxodonta africana (African savanna elephant) is the source of this 2437-nucleotide messenger RNA. RefSeq names its product minichromosome maintenance complex component 7 (gene MCM7). Gene Ontology annotation, cellular component: nucleus; MCM complex. The coding region runs from base 102 to 2261 and encodes 719 amino acids. Gene Ontology annotation, biological process: DNA replication initiation; double-strand break repair via break-induced replication; DNA strand elongation involved in DNA replication. The record is from RefSeq and is a predicted model, not a curated record. Gene Ontology annotation, molecular function: single-stranded DNA helicase activity; ATP hydrolysis activity; single-stranded DNA binding. The transcript has 15 exons. NCBI's taxonomy places the organism in Eukaryota, Metazoa, Chordata, Mammalia, Proboscidea, Elephantidae.